Messenger RNA from Acyrthosiphon pisum (pea aphid), 489 nucleotides. Its product is annotated as zinc finger MYM-type protein 1-like. NCBI's taxonomy places the organism in Eukaryota, Metazoa, Arthropoda, Insecta, Hemiptera, Aphididae. The transcript is spliced from 3 exons. Bases 1 to 489 code for a protein of 162 amino acids. The record is from RefSeq and is a predicted model, not a curated record.
AUGCACCAAAAAAACCAAUCAUCAAUGAAAGUCUUACCAGAUAUACAAACAAUUGAGGCUUAUCCUAUGACAGUAGCUGGAAAACAAAACAGAUCUUUUAGUGCAAAAUAUUUAAAAGAAUACUCUUGGCUCGAGUACAGCUUAGAAAAAAAUGCUGCAUUUUGUUUUUGCUGCGAAAUUUUGGUUGCGAUGGGAGGUGCAAAUUCAAACAUUUCAAAACUAAAAGCACAUGCUGCUACUAAAGAGCAUAUGCUAAAUAUUUCUAGAAUGUCAGGUUACAAGAAUAGUGUGGUUGCUGGAUGUGUUAGUUCUCAAAUAUCAAUUGCUCAUCAACAAUUUGUUGAAAAUAAUAGGAAUUAUUUAAAAAAACUUAUUAACAUUGCACUGUUUUUGGCUCGCCAAGGGAUUGCGUUUCGCGUAAAAACAAUUUGGUCAACUUCUAAAAGUUUCAUCGACAAAUAUUGUAUUGAUUCCGCACAACACUUCUAG